Messenger RNA from Thunnus maccoyii (southern bluefin tuna), 986 nucleotides. Its product is annotated as putative claudin-24. Gene Ontology annotation, cellular component: bicellular tight junction; plasma membrane. The record is from RefSeq and is a predicted model, not a curated record. The transcript has a single exon. NCBI's taxonomy places the organism in Eukaryota, Metazoa, Chordata, Actinopteri, Scombriformes, Scombridae. Gene Ontology annotation, molecular function: structural molecule activity. The coding region runs from base 327 to 986 and encodes 219 amino acids. Gene Ontology annotation, biological process: cell adhesion; bicellular tight junction assembly.
CUUGUGGAAGCUUGGCCAUCUCUGCCUCUGCCCCUGCUGCCCAUUGGCACAGCAGCGGGAGCAGGAGGACCACAAAGGGGAGGGCCGAACGGGGCCCCCUCUCCUCCCCGCAGCAGAAGAUGUGUGCUCCUCUGAGUGGGAACUGUUUGUGAAAGAGCUGCGAGUCCUGAGCCUGAGCGGUCAACUCUAAUUAUCAGGUGUUGUGAGCAGCUUCUGUCCCAACUGGACACCACGGGCCUCUCCAUCUGAAGUGCAGCCGGAGAAGAACUCUUGCGGAUCUGUCAAGCGUGGAGGCCAGAGUGAGAGAGAGAAAGAGAGAGAGAGAGAUGGACACAUGCGCCUGCGCUUUGGAGCUGCUGGGGAUGCUGGUCUAUGUUGGAGCGUGGCUGUGCGCUUUAGCCACCACUAUCUUACCACAGUGGCUGACCAUGUCCACUGCGCUGCUGCCCAUAGAGAGUUACGAGCUGGGCCUGUGGGAGACUUGCGUGGUGCAGGAUGUCGGGGGUAUGGAGUGCAGAACAUAUGAUAGCCUGCUGGGCCUUUCCAGUGACCUCAAGCUGGCCCGCAUCCUCAUGUGCGCCUCCCUCGUCGUGGGUUUGCUGGGAAUCCUGGUGGCUAUACCUGGACUUUACUUGAUCAACAGCUGUAAGGAGCAGGGAACCUAUCGAACCAAGAGGACUUUAACCAUCCUGGGAGGGGUGCUGGGAAUGGUCUCCGGAGUGUUGUGUCUGAUCCCUGUGUCCUAUAUGGCCCAUUUAGCCGUGAUACAUUUCUUUGAUGAAACAGUACCUGAAGUAGUGCCACGAUGGGAGUUUGGAGAUGCUUUGUUCUGCGGCUGGGCAGGAGGAUUUCUGCUCAUAGUGGCCGGGCUCCUCCUGGUCACCUCUUGCUUAUGUUCACAGGUGGAGCCGCAGCCUGUGCUGCAGCGGCGGUACCAGGUGAUGAGUACUGAUGUUUCCUUCAGGAAGCGGUCAGAGUAUGUUUAA